Messenger RNA from Arachis duranensis, 1523 nucleotides. RefSeq lists its product as uncharacterized. NCBI's taxonomy places the organism in Eukaryota, Viridiplantae, Streptophyta, Magnoliopsida, Fabales, Fabaceae. The transcript has a single exon. The record is from RefSeq and is a predicted model, not a curated record. Gene Ontology annotation, cellular component: cytoplasm. Bases 1 to 1410 code for a protein of 469 amino acids.
AUGGCAUCGAGGCUCAUUGUGGAGGCUCCUUUUGAAGCUGAAAACCAACUUGAAUUAUCUCUCAGACAAGCUUUUGAGUCCCUUCAACCAAAUCUAAGACCCCCUUUUUCCUUCUCUAUAUCCAUUCCAAACCCUGACCAAUACUCCCAACUUAACCGUGCAAUCCUCCAUGGCAUCCUAACCGAACCACACUUUGCAAAAACCCACAUCAAGCACUUACAUGGCAUAAUAACAGAUGGGUAUGCAAUGUUCAUCAAUUUACUCAUCAAAGUAGUUCACCAGUUGUACCCAAAGCUCCUUGGUUCUGUGAAAAGCCAGCUACUUUGGGUUGCUGAGGAAAUGAUUUAUGUGUUGGGGAUUGGUAUCGAUGUGCUUUUGGUGUCCCUUUUGAGGCAAAUCAAUGGAGGUGAUUUCAGUGAUGGGAAUUUGUGGUUGUGUUUGAAGAUGGCCACACUUUUCUUGAACAAGUGGCAGUGCUUGUUGGAAGAAGAACCCAAUGUUUUGUCAUGUGCUUUAUAUGUGUUUCUUAGAGUUUUGGCUGAUCAUUGUAGAACCAACAGGCCGAGUGACCAAAAUUUUGAGACUUUGAGGAGGUUGGAGGUUUAUUUGUGUGUGAAGAUUGUGAGGGAAGAGUUUCACUUGUGUUUAAGAAUCGGCAGGGAUUUCAUUCGGUUGUUGCAGGAUUUGAUUCAUGUUCUUGAGUUUAGAGAUAUUUGGAAGGAUUUGAUGCUCUGUCCAUCAAAGUUCAAUACUUCAAGAUUUGUAAAUGUUUCGCAGCUAUACCGCACAAGAACUUGUAGCAAGUAUGUUUUGCUUAGAAUCAAUCCUGAGAUGGAGACCAGAUUGCGGUUUUUGAUGACAUAUGUUAAAUUGGGACAUCAAAAGAGGCACCAAAUAUGGUUUUUUCAGAAGUUUCUUCAUGAACCAGAUAGAGAAACUAUCAUAGUUGAUAUAGUUAGAUUCAUAUGUUGUGCACACCAUCCACCUAAUGAGAUCAUUCAAUCAGACAUUGUUCCUCGAUGGGCUGUUAUAGGCUGGCUUUUGAAGUCAUGUAGGAGCAGUUAUGUUGAGAAAAGUGUUAAAUUUGCUCUGUUUUAUGAUUGGCUCUUUUUUGAUGAAAGUGUUGACAGUGUGAUGAACAUAGAGCCUGCAAUUUUGUUGAUGGUGCAUUCAAUUCAGAAGUACAUUGACAUCACACACAAUCUUCUUGAGUUCUUGUUAUAUCUUGUGGACAACUAUGAUGUUCGGGUGGAGAAUAAGGUUCUCAUUGCUAAGGGUGUAUCAUCAGCUCUUCAGUUACUUGCUAAGAAGGGUGUGAUUCAGUCAUAUGAUGUUUUGACUUAUUGUCCUGCACUUUCACCCACUCUGAAAGAGGGUCUAGGAAGGUUGAUAUCAGGUGUAAAAAGCUAGGAUGCUGUAAUGGAUUUCUGCCAAAUCUGUCUUUUAUUUGAACUCAUUAUCUGAAGAAUGUUGAGUAUGUAGCAAGCAAUGCACACAAAUAAAAGGCCCACUUCUUGAAACUU